Molecule: messenger RNA, 7620 nt
Organism: Salvelinus fontinalis (brook trout)
Lineage: Eukaryota; Metazoa; Chordata; Actinopteri; Salmoniformes; Salmonidae
Exons: 9
Coding region: 1705-7041 (1778 amino acids)
Source: RefSeq, a predicted model, not a curated record
AGUGGGUGCAUCCAAACUUCUGACUGGUACUGUAUAGCUUACACCAAAGGGUAAAAUCUAUAUAUUUUGAGCAAAAUAGUGCGUCUCGGCGUCUAUGAUUUAUGCUUAAUGAUGUGGACUGCAAAUUACAUAAUGAUGGGAGUAGGCCUGGGCUCACAGAAAUAAGAAUGAAUAGAAUUGGCUUGGAACUCUAACCCUGGAUAUUGACUGGUAAACUCAUGGGUACACUCCCAAUGGCUGCCUGGUAUUGUGACGCAAUAAUUUCAAUGGUAUUUUGGAAUUUCUAUUCAUUCUUAUUUCUAAGGCAGUUUAAUAUUCAGUAGCAUUCAAGCUUUAGCAACCUCAGACGAAGUACGAUGUUUUACCGGCUCAUUAUGGAGACCGAAGUAGGCCUAGACUUGUAGCAUGGACGGCGACGAGGCCCGAAAAGUAAGUCCAUUUCUAUCGCUAUAGGCCUUGCCUUGAAAUGAUUGACUGUAGACAGUUUUUGUAUUGAUUACACUGAAAAAUGUAUGGAAAAGGGUGCAUGUCUGGGGUUAUGUGUAAAUCCCCUGCUCCCAAAAAGGCUCUUACAUAUUCAUUUUAAUUUACAAAUACAAAAAAAUUGCAUGGAUGGACAUUGACAGGAAUAAAACCUAGUAUUGACGUGGUUGUACUGUCCUAAUACACCCUCACAUGGCAACUUUGAUCCGCAUAGAUACUAAUCAUCUAGACCACAGGGAUUGGUGGAAGUCAUGCAAAACAUUUUUUUCCGCAUUCAUGUAAAGAUGGCACUGAAGCAGACACAUUGAGCACACGUUUGACAUGUCAAAGCUUGUUGUACUAAUUACAUAUGCCACCAACAAAGGGGAUGGAUACAAUUUGGGAUUUUAACUUUCCUGACCAGGACAGUCACGCAAUACUGGAAUAUAAAAGAAAACCAGAAACCCUGAACAUGGGUUACAGGAAGCCCCAGAGAGGACAUUCCCUGUAUGCUUCAGAGGAAAACUGGGGGAGAAGCUCCAUCAGGAGACCCCAGGGUUUGACCUGUUGGACCCCAACAUGAGAGUCAUAGAUGUUGGUUAUAACUGCCUCCACGACAAACACCUGAAGUGUUUUUUCCGCCAUCCGGAAAGGAAGAAGCGGCUGGUGAAGCAAGGCCUCAUCACCUCAAAUGAGAAGGCAUGGCAAACCUCCUUUUUCUUUCCAAAAUCUAAAAGUGACACUUAUAUGGAGCUGAGAAAAUUGGACAGGUGUAAGCAAUAUAAUGGCUAGGUGAAAUGCUUGCCAUUUUGCUUAGUUUACACAAAUCCAAGUCUACAAGUGCAUAUGGUCAUUGUUAGUGCAGGUUGUAAAAGAGAAUGUGUUCUUAAUGUCUUACCUGGUUAAAUAAAGGCAAAAUCAAUCAAUAUUGGGGUAGGGGUUAGAGGUAGAUUUGGGAUUGGGUGUUUGUACACAUGAACUUCCUCUAAAAAUGGCUCUUUUGUGAGGCCUCCCUUUCAGGUGCUGUGUACGUGUAAAGAGUACAAUCGCUACAGUGGCUACAUCAAGUCAGUUCAGUUGCUGUGGGAGAAGCAGUGCUGUGCCCAGCAGAAAAGUAUUUUGAAACAGUUCCUAGUCUUGCAGCAGCAAGGGGAGGUUCCGUCCCAUAUCUCACUGACGGAUAUUAGAGAAUGGCUCAUUGCCAAGGGUAGGAACUACUUCAAGAACACGUUUCAGAGUCAAAUGGAAGAGGGGAAGAACCUUUACUUGGCCGAACUGGCUUGGGAGGUGAAACGACGCCUCAGGCUUGAGGAGCUGGAAAGAGAAGUGUGCAGGGAGCUGCGCCUGGAGCGCCGAAUUGGACAGCCUGGUAGCCAGAUGGGAGAUUGGAGACCCCUGGGCAUGGAGACACACACACCUCUGGUAAUGGACUCUCCCUUCAGACACUUUACCUCCUCGAUGGACACUCUUUCCAGUCAGAUCUCGACUAAGAACCUCAAGGUUGCUAGGCUACAUACUGCCAGACCACGUUCUGCCAGACCACCAACUGAAAGACCUAGCAGUGACUCUGAUCACUCUGGAACCUUUUCUACUGUGAUGACCUGCUCACCACAUUCAGCUAGCCCGUCAGUGAUGACUGUUAGGGACUUGCUGCUCAUGAUUGGGCACAUAACAAGCUCAGUAUUGGAGGAGGUAAAUGGCAUCCUGAUCCCUGCCUUGGUUGACCUUAUAAGGCUGAGAGCUUCAGAAAGUGCUGCAGAGAGUUUGCUCCCCAUCAGCAGAGACACCAACGAAGAUUCAACCCAGGGCUCUGUCAGCUGUACCUCCUUACUCUCCAAAGUCAAUGUGAUCUGUCUCACUCAGAGUCCUGACAGUAGGUGCUCCCCAAUCUCCAUUGAUGAACCAGUCACUGCUGUCCAGACUUGUUGUAGCAGCAGUUCUCUGUCCAGUGAGGAACGAGCACACUCUUCCUCCAGUCAGAUCUCUACUAAGAACCUCCUGGCUACUAGGCCACGUUCUACCAGGCCCCAAUCUGCCAAACCGCCACCUGUUAAACCAUCACCUGCUAAACCACCAUCUGAUAAACCGUCAUCUGCUAAACCACCAUCUGAUAAACCACCAUCUGCUAAACCACCACCUGCUAAACCACAAUCUGCUAAACCACCACCUGCUAAAUUACAGUCUGCUAAACCACAAUCUGCUAAACCACCCCCUGCUAAAUUACAGUCUGCUAAACUACAAUCUGCUAAACUACCACCGGCUAAACUACAAUCUGCUAAACCACCACCUGCUAAAUUACAAUCUGCUAAACCACCACCUGCUAAACUACAAUCUGCUAAACCACCACCUGCUAAACUACAAUCUGCUAAACCACCUACUGCCACUGACUACUCUGGAACCUUAUCUGCUAUGGUAGGUCGUGGGCAUGUCAUCCCUGUCAAACUGACCUUGGCCCCUUUCUCCUCCUUACUCUCCAGCGAAGAGACCAACACCAACCUCCCCUCCAGCAGCCGCCCCUCCUCGUGCUCUAUCAAGCUUUUAGACAGUAGGAGUGACAUUCCUUGCUCCCUGGCUGUGAGCUCUAUUUCAACUGUUCUUGGACAUGACUCUAGCAGCAGCCCUGUGCGGGAGAAUCAAUUUGCUACUGAGGUCUCGUCGAUCUGCCUCAGCCAAGAUAGAAAUGGCCAAGGAGGGAGUGUGACACCUCCAGCCCCUUUGGAUGUUUCCCUCCCCUCCAUUAUUGAGCGGGCUGGUGGACUUGUAUGUUCCGUCAUCUCCAAGUCUUUAGCAAUUGUGGAGGCGCGGUCAAGUGUGAAUGGUGAGGAGGACUCUCCAUCUCCCACCACAGUCUCCCAUUCUCCUACAAGGGUGUUUGUCAGCCACUUAAGGAGUAGCCCACUAGGUGAGGACCUUGUAGAUUCAACACUUGCGGAUGUUAUCUCUGUCCUGAAAAUGGAGGGAAUUCUUUCCUCCUCUCCGACUUUGGAGGAGGAGCUGCUUGAUCUCUCCUCCAGUUGUUCUUCGUCAUCCAGCGAAACACUGCAAUGUGUGUCUGUUGGCCCUCUUGGCAGUGGGUCGGAGACGUCCUUGAAACUUCUUGGGGGUCGUACUCUGAGUAUCGCCACCCCAACCGCCCAUGUUAUCACAGAGGACUUAGAAGUCUACAGUGAUGAGAUCAUUGACGAAAUCCUUAUUAUAAUGAGGACCAAAAAAGAUGAUGACAGUGGAAGUGACGUCUCUGGUGCAUCAACACCAUGCAGCACACCAGCACCACAGAGCCGGUCCUCUUCUGCACUGAGGGGAGUGCUUCCCCAUGACAGGAGGAUACUCAGCACAACACUGCUUGGAAUCCAGAACACACGAGACAGUGAGAACCUCUCAGGAGAGUGCUCCAUCUCACCACAGGACAAUGCCAGAGUCCUGGAGAUGAUAAAGUUGCUGCAGAGGUGCCUUGAUGGGACACCCUCAGAGUCCUCCAUCCAUAUCACAGAUGUGGCUUCACCCUUGGGCUUUCCUCUCCCUGUAUCUCUCCAUGCUGUUCAGUCGUGUGUAUUUGCCACUGACAAAGACCUAAAGGCAGAAAGAGUGAAGGGAGUCUUUGAAAGCCUGAGAUCCCAGUUUAUGAGCUACUCCAUCAAGCCUGUGAGUAACAUCAUUACCAGGGCAACAACAAAGAUGGCUGCCUCCAAUCAGGUUAGUUUAGAGACACCCCAGGCAGCAUCAGCAAAAUCAGAUGCUGUGGCUCAGAACCUUAUUAGUUCGGUUUUAUUUCAAGUUGCCAAUGUGUCCUGCUCUGAUGACAUAGAGGGUCUGGGUGAUCAUCUCAGAUGCCCCUCAACUUUGACCAGAGUUCUGACACCUUUGACCUCCGAGAAAGCUACACUGACACCUGCUGUUCUGAAGAUCAGAAGGGAGAUGUGUAAGGAAGUGGCCACCGAACUCCAGAGUUUCUUGAUCAAGGAAUCCCUUACUGGCACCCAGACACCAUCCAAUGGACAUGCUUGCACUUCUGGUUCUGCCCCAAGGGAAGCUGUGCGGGACAUCCUGAGGAAAACCAAAGAGGAGGCUUCCAACAAAAGCCUGAAUAAUAUUUUCUCUGUUAAUUUGGAUGAGCGGCUCACAGACUCCAUUGCAGAUGCCUUAUAUCCAAAGCUGCAUGACACAUUGGAGUCCAAGAGAGAGCUGCAGGCUUCUUAUUACAGCUCCCAGAUCAGCUGCAGCCUCAGCCCCUUUGAAGUUGAGAGCAGCCUAGCGCUCCAGGAGUUCACUGACCCACUAUCUGAGUCAGUAUUGUGUCUCCUGGAUAGGACAUUUGGAGAUAAAGCUCAGAACUUAAAGACAGGCGGGGGUGUUUUACAAUAUGUUACAGACCCAACCUAUAAGAAGCUUUUGAUUGGACCCCACACCAACGACGUCAAUGUGGUUGUGCACACGAUUGCAGUAGAAGAGUUGCCUGUUGAGGGUUGUAUAGCGCAAAGUGAGGCCAUUCAUGGCCUUCACAAGAAGCAAGAGUUACCUUCCAGUGGCAGAGGGUAUGAGACCCCGAGCCCUACUAAUUGCCUGCUGGAGGGUGUAGUGGGCAAACUGGUACGGAAGAUGCUAUUUCAGGGCCUUGACAUCCCUGAGGUACCCAUGAACGACAGCCGCUCUGAGAGCUUUAAGCUACAGUAUGAACUGGUUGCGAAGCUUUGUCCUCUGAUGGUAAGGACAAUCAUGGCUACAACCAUAGCCAAUCAACCACCUACUAUUCAAGAAGCAGUGAUGUCUUCCGAGAACAUCCAUGUGAAAGAGCUGUGUGAGGCAGGUAUCAAACCUCUCAAAGAGAACCAUGUACCCGAUGACUCUGAGACAAACAUCAUGGUCAGAAGGGCUUUGAGUGAAAUUGAAUCCUGUAUGAUUGAGACCUCCGACGAGGACUCUCCCAGUCUACAUUCCACACCAGAGGUGGUUGUAGACCUGAUCACCAAGCUGCUUCAUGGGUAUGAGCUUGACUCAGAGGACUUUGCAUCACCUGUGUCAUCCCCAACCACCACUCUCUCUGAUGUGGCAAUGGACAUGGUGGUUUCUGUCCUUCGGGACAUGUCCGAUUCCCCAGACGUUACCUCAGCAUUGGAAAUGACCAAGGAUCUCAAGACGCCGUACUCCCGCCCCUCAAGUGCAAGGAUUGUAAGUGCCCUCUGCAGAGAGCUGGAGGAGCACAUGGGCUCUCCUGAUGCUCUGAGGCGAGCUUUGAGCCGCGGCAGCGGGGAGAUGACAACAGCCAUUGCAAGUGCAGUCACCAGGGAAGUCAACCGUCUUGGUUCAAUCGUACCCAAAGUCUCUGUCCGGCCGCUCUCCUCAGACAUCUGCCUAAGGACAGAGCAGGACAAGGUCAUGGUUAAGAGCCGAUGUGGCUCGGCUGAGGUGAAGGCAUCCCAACCGGUGUAUAUUAUUGUUCACGUAGAGGCGGUGAUGGAUAUCAUUGUCCGGCUGCGGUCUCUGAUUGUUCCUCGGACUCAGGAUAAACUGGCCAGCUGGACCCUAGUUGAGGAUGUGACCAACAAGCUGUCCAGUGCUCUGUGGGUGAGGGUGACUAACAGGUGGAGGGAAGCAAAUGUCUGCCUGAAGGCAACAGACAUCUUUCAGCUGGUGCUGUCUGUGCAUAGAAAGUUGAUGCAACGCUAUGGCACAGAGGAAGCCCUACAGAAGAUACUGUGCCACAAGGCACCCAAGCUGCACAAGGACAUUGUCUGUCUUGUCACGAACGCAAUUAUGGAUGCACCAUCCAAACUUCAAGGCACCAAAAAUCUGGAAUCUACACUCAACUUGAAAGAAUUGACAGCCUUGUUUAAUGAAAUGACAAACCGUCAAUCUUUGAAUAAGAAAGCUGAGCAGAGCAGCAUCAAGACUGAGAUUGAACAGCCGGAGUGCUCCACUGUGGAACAAGUGACAUCCGGUUCCAGCAGCUUUACUAGGGAGCUUAUAUUAGAAGAAGUCCUGAUGAAGCUUGUCAAGAAGAUAUGCCAUAUCCCAAAAAGGAUCAACAAACAUCAGCGCAUCCAGAUCAGUGAUCUGGUGACUGAGCUGAUCCGAUUGUUUGAUGAUGAGGUGGCCAAAUAUCUGAUUGAGGAAAUGGGAAGCCAGCAAAAAAGUUUCAAUUCUAAGAUGACAUCGAAGCUGGCAGAUGCCAUCUACACUGACCUUGGGAAGGUCAAGCGUUUGAAACGCUCCUUGAAAAUUGACGAUUUAUUUGAGGAUCAGGAGAUGCUUUCCAUUGUCUCUGUCAUUGUUUCCCACAAGCUACUGGGCAUCUUGAAACCCUCAGUGCCCAGCGAGACCUCAGACCUUGAAGACUCAUACAGUGAUGAUGUGGAAGAUGUGGAAUCUGAGGGGGUGCAUUAUGCCACUGGCAGAAAGUCCAAGAUGAGCAUUGUCCUUAAAGACACUACGGACCAGCCAGAGAUGUACAUUGCUGUGGAUUCUCCACCUAUGUUUAAAUUAUCCAAGAUGAGGAAAGGCAUCCGGGACUUCUUCUGGGGAGUCCAGAAGGCCUGGAAACGCUUGGUCACCUGCAAGUCCUCUGGCUCCUCUGAUGGGUAGCCUGGAUGACGUGCAGCCCAUGUCAGUUGCUUUUGCCAGGCUACAUCUGAGGAGGACACCACAACUGGCCUCAAUACAACAUUUUUAUUUUUGUUGUUCAUUUUUGUUGUUCAUUUUGAGUCCCCUAAUGCUGCUAUAUUUGAACCAGGCUGUCAGUGGACUAGCUUACCAUUAGUUUAUAACUAUGUAUUUUAUUUUUCAAUCACUUACAUACUUUUUAAUGGUUGUUUUAAUAAACCAUUUGUAUUGCAGAUGUUGAUUAAUAUUGUAUCUUUUAUAAUUUUUAAUUUAGGUAUUCAUUUGAUGACAUGGGACUAAAGCGUAGUUUAUACCCUACAUACGUACACAAGAAAUAACUACAAGCAGCUACACAAAAAACACUACACAAGAACGUAGGAUCAGCAUUUUGUGAAGCGUUCUUGUGUUGCACAUGAAGGGUAUGAACUAGGCUUAGUCAUUUUAUGACUUCUAUAAGGGUAUAUAAUGGUAUCCAUACUGCAGUAUUAAGAUAUUCAUUAUGGAGCUUUAUAUUAUAGUAGAAAUAAUGUAAAUGAAUAAAAGUGAAUUGAUGUAUGUCAA